This is a messenger RNA of Mastomys coucha (southern multimammate mouse), 1498 nucleotides long. RefSeq names its product WD repeat domain 5B (gene Wdr5b). The record is from RefSeq and is a predicted model, not a curated record. The transcript has a single exon. NCBI's taxonomy places the organism in Eukaryota, Metazoa, Chordata, Mammalia, Rodentia, Muridae. Gene Ontology annotation, molecular function: protein binding. The coding region runs from base 361 to 1347 and encodes 328 amino acids.
CUGGCGGGAUCCGUACCUUCAGUCGUCCUGGGCUCUGCUUGAGCCUCUCAAAUCCUGUUUUGUGUGACGUCAUCCGUUGCUCAAGUUUCAAGACAUUCUGGAGCUGCGGAGGGCGUGGAAGAGGACUUUUGGUGCAGGCCUCAAGCCCCGCAGGUCAGCCUAGUCCUUUAAAAGCACCUGGCACGAGUACGGAUCCCGAGACCACAGUGAUUUGUGAUUCCUAUCGAAGAGAGCAACAGGGGAGUGGUUCAAACCUCGCUGCUGACUGGGAACAGACCUUGUAGACGAGCCCUUGUUACAAUCAAAACCGUCCGCCUUCCAACCGCAAGUUUUAACCUCUGUAAGGUUCGAGCCGGAUCCAUGGCGGCGGAGCAUCUGCCAGCAGAGAGAGCACAGUCGCUCCUUUCUGCCCUGCAGCACGAGGAAGAGCCGCAGAAACCCAACUAUGCUCUCAGACAUACCCUUGCAGGGCACUCGGCGGCCGUAUCAUCAGUUAAAUUUAGUCCUAAUGGCGAAUGGCUAGCAAGUUCUGCAGCUGAUGCACUAAUUAUAAUUUGGGGAGCUUAUGAUGGGAAAUGUAAGAAAACACUCUGCGGUCAUAGACUGGAAAUAUCAGAUGUUUCCUGGUCUUCAGAUUCUAGUCGUCUCGUUUCAGCCUCAGACGAUAAGACUCUAAAGGUAUGGGAUAUGAAAUCUGGAAAAUGUUUGAAAACACUGAAGGGGCACAGCGAUUUCGUCUUCUGCUGUGAUUUCAAUCCACCAUCCAACCUCAUCGUUUCAGGAUCUUUUGAUGAGAGUGUGAAAAUAUGGGAAGUGAAAACCGGAAAGUGCCUCAAGACUUUGUCUGCUCAUUCGGACCCCAUUUCUGCCGUAAAUUUUAAUUGUAAUGGAUCCUUGAUAGUGUCCGGGAGCUAUGAUGGUCUUUGCAGAAUUUGGGAUGCUGCAUCAGGCCAGUGUUUAAGAACACUUGCUGAUGAAGGUAACCCUCCAGUGUCUUUUGUAAAAUUUUCUCCAAAUGGUAAAUACAUUCUCACUGCAACUUUGGACAAUACUCUUAAACUGUGGGAUUACAGCAGGGGCAGAUGCCUGAAGACAUACACUGGUCACAAGAAUGAGAAAUACUGUAUAUUUGCCAAUUUCUCUGUUACUGGUAGAAAGUGGGUUGUGUCUGGUUCAGAGGACAACAUGGUUUACAUCUGGAACCUUCAGACUAAAGAGAUUGUACAGAGGUUACAAGGUCACACAGAUGUUGUGAUCUCAGCAGCCUGUCACCCUACAGAAAACAUCAUUGCAUCAGCAGCAUUAGAAAAUGACAAGACAAUUAAAGUGUGGUCGAGUGACUGCUGAAGCCUGGCAGGCGAUGAGGAAAGCCAAGUUAGACAAAAUCCAAAGGAUAGUCUCUCUGGAAUCCAGCAAAGCUAAACAAAUUGUCCUUGUUUGAGUCUGAGACAUUUUAAUUUGCAAAAUGAAACCCCUAUAAAAACAAGUGUAGGACCCA